AUGGAAGAUUCUACCUUCAUUAGACCCCCUGAGGCGCCGAAUUUCCAACCGAAUUUUCAAGAAUUCCAAGAUCCUCUAGUAUAUAUUGCGUCUAUUGCCCCUAUUGCAUCGCAAUAUGGAAUCUGCAAAAUCCGCCCACCACUGGGUUGGAGACCUCCUUUUGCCCCUGAUCCAAGAUCCUUCACAUUUACUCCUAGACUGCAAAACCUAUCGGAUAUUGGCGCCAACAACAGAAUUAGGUCUGAUUUCAUCACGUCUCUUGUCAGCUUUUGGCAGGUCAAAGUUAGUUCAUAUAUGAAUAUUCAUCAAUUUCAGGACGUUAAAUUGCAUAUGCCACACAUAAAGGGGAGGCCCCUUGAUAUUUUUUUGCUCUGGAAUAUUGUAAAGGGUAAUGGUGGCUAUGCAAAUGUCUGUGGAAAAAAAAUGUGGUGUAGUAUUUGCUCUGAACUUUGUCUGGACCCUUCACCAUCUACCGCUUCAGCUUUAAGUUCCAAAUAUAGAAGCAUCUUACUACCUUUUGAAAAUUUUCUAAAGUCUGAGCGUUCUUGUACUGAGCAGCCUGAUCCCCCAGAAUGCAGGUAUAAAUCUAAUCUCGGAAAAAUAAAACUUAACGAAGUUGUAUGUCGUAAGUGUGACAAGGGUGACAAUGGAGAACAGCUUUUGAUUUGCGAUGGUUGUGAAAUCAAUGGCACUUAUCACAUUUAUUGUCUGAAUCCACCCCUUAGCGAUGUUCCAAAGGGUAGUUGGCUCUGCCCGAAAUGUUUUCUUGAGAAAUAUCGUCAAGUGCGUGGACCGCUUGAUUUUGGGUUCAGACGAUCCGACAAAAGAUAUAACCUCCAUAGAUUUGGAAUCCGUGCAGAUGACUUUAAAACUAAGUAUUUUGGGAUGCCUCCUCAGAUGGUACCUUUGCAAGAUGUCGAAUCCGAGUUUUGGAGGCUUAUCGAAAGUCUUGAUACCGAUGUGUGCGUGGAAUAUGGUGCAGAUCUUAGUGCUCGAGAUUUCGGAUCAGGUUUUCCUACGAAAUAUUCAAACAAUAAUACGGAAGCUUAUAGAAAAUAUGCUAAUUCCUCUUGGAAUCUUAAUAAUAUUUCAGUAAACGAGAAAUCUGCAUUAAAAUUUCUGCCGAGGGACAUAUCAGGAAUGAUCGUCCCCUGGUGUUAUGUUGGCAUGGUCUUCUCUUGUUUCUGCUGGCAUAUUGAGGAUCAUUGGAGUUACUCAAUAAAUUAUAUGCACGUAGGUGAGCCCAAAACCUGGUAUGGUGUGCCUAGUUCUGCAGCUGAUGCCUUUGAAGAAGCUAUGCUAGCUGAAGCACCUGAGCUCUUUGAACAAUAUCCCGAUAUUCUCCACCAUAUGACUACAAUGAUUUCUCCUACUCGGCUUCGUAAUAGAUCUGUGCCUAUCUAUCGAACUGAUCAAUUUCCCGGUGAAUUUGUUAUCACGUUUCCACGUGGCUACCAUGGCGGAUUUAACCAAGGAUUUAAUUUUGCAGAAGCUGUUAAUUUCUGUCCUGCUGAUUGGUUUCCAAUGGGGCGCUGCUGUAUUGACCAUUAUGCUGUAAUGCAUCGACCUCCUGUAUUUUCACACACUGAAUUGCUUUGCCGAAUGGCAGAAAAUCCUGAAGAUUUACAUAUUGACUUUCUUGUUGUUGUCACGAAGCAACUUACUGAACUUUUAGCUAAGGAGCGCAGUCUCCGCAAACUCCUUAUCAAGAUUGGUGUUCGGCGAACACAGAGAUUGGCCUUUGAGGACUGGGAGGAUGAACGAAGAGAGUGCAAACUUUGCGGAACUACUCUUUAUGCCUCUGCUCUCACCUGUAACUGUGGGAACUGUAAUAUUGCACAAACUAUGGUGUGUUUAGAGCACUAUGCCGCGCUCUCAUGUUGCUCCCCAAGUGAACAAGUUAUGCGAUACCGCCAUGGACUUGAUGAACUUUCCGAUUUCAUCGGCAGAUUGCAGUCUCGUCUGGAUGAGUAUAUGAGUUGGCUUGGACGAGUCGAGACAGUAAUUCAUCUCCUUGAUAAGCCUUCUCAACGUAGUGCAUAUGAUAGCUCCGAAGCGGCUGCUGGCCUUGUUGCUGCCUCUGCGCUCCCUGCCGACUUUUGUUCCAAUGUUUCUGAUCCAUUUAAAACUGAGCCAGAAGCUAGUAAGAUAUAUUUAUUUGCUAUUUACUCCAUCGCCCAUCCUCAAUUAUAUGCCAUAUAA
Messenger RNA from Protopolystoma xenopodis, 2202 nucleotides. Lineage: Eukaryota; Metazoa; Platyhelminthes; Monogenea; Polystomatidea; Polystomatidae. The record is from the annotation of a GenBank genome assembly.